Cuculus canorus (common cuckoo) is the source of this 2780-nucleotide messenger RNA. It is a transcript of the gene ARNT, whose product is annotated as aryl hydrocarbon receptor nuclear translocator. Gene Ontology annotation, biological process: regulation of transcription by RNA polymerase II. The transcript is spliced from 22 exons. Bases 90 to 2378 code for a protein of 762 amino acids. Lineage: Eukaryota; Metazoa; Chordata; Aves; Cuculiformes; Cuculidae. Gene Ontology annotation, molecular function: protein dimerization activity; RNA polymerase II cis-regulatory region sequence-specific DNA binding; DNA-binding transcription factor activity, RNA polymerase II-specific. Gene Ontology annotation, cellular component: aryl hydrocarbon receptor complex; nucleus; transcription regulator complex. The record is from RefSeq and is a predicted model, not a curated record.
CCUCUGACGGGCUGCGCGGCGGGGUUUCCUGCGCCGCCAUCUUGGUCGCGGCGGGGGGGGGUGGCAGGUCGGUGCGCCCGGGGAACGCUAUGGCAGCCACUGCCGCCAACCCGGAAAUGGCAUCUGAUGUUUCCUCGCUGGGUGCAGCCGUCGGCUCGGGGAACCCUGGACCGGGUGCGCAAGCUGGGGGAGCCAUCGUUCAGAGACCCAACAAGAGGCGUCCUGGGCUGGAUUUUGAUGAUGAUGGAGAAGGGAACAGCAAAUUCCUCAGAUGCGAUGAUGACCCGAUGCCAAACGACAAAGAGAGAUUUGCCAGGUCUGAUGAUGAGCAGAGCUCAGCGGAUAAGGAGAGACUUGCCAGGGAAAAUCACAGCGAGAUUGAACGUAGGCGAAGGAACAAGAUGACCGCCUACAUCACGGAGCUGUCGGAUAUGGUGCCCACCUGCAGCGCCCUGGCCCGCAAACCAGACAAGCUCACCAUCUUGCGCAUGGCUGUCUCUCACAUGAAGUCCCUGCGCGGCACAGGCAACACCUCCACUGACGGCACCUACAAACCCUCCUUUCUCACUGACCAGGAACUCAAACACCUGAUCCUAGAGGCGGCCGACGGCUUUCUGUUCAUAGUGUCCUGUGAGACCGGCAGGGUGGUGUAUGUCUCCGAUUCCGUGACUCCCGUCCUGAACCAGCCGCAAUCGGAAUGGUUUGGCAGCACCCUGUACGACCAGGUGCACCCGGAUGACGUGGGCAAGCUGAGAGAGCAGCUCUCCACGUCAGAGAACGCGCUGACAGGUCGCAUCCUGGAUUUGAAGACGGGGACUGUCAAGAAAGAAGGCCAGCAGUCCAUGAGGAUGUGUAUGGGUUCCCGAAGGUCUUUCAUCUGCCGAAUGAGGUGUGGCAACAGCUCAGUGGAUCCGGUCUCCGUAAAUCGUCUCAGCUUUAUGAGGAAUCGCUGCAGGAACGGUUUAGGAGCAGCAAAAGAUGGUGAACCUCACUACGUCGUGGUGCACUGCACGGGUUACAUAAAAGCCUGGCCACCCGCAGGUGUUUCCCUGCCUGAUGAUGACCCGGACGCUGGCCAGGGCAGCAAGUUUUGCCUCGUGGCUAUUGGCAGGCUCCAGGUCACGAGCUCGCCCAACUGCACAGACAUGAACAAUGUUUGUCAGCCAACAGAGUUCAUUUCCCGACACAACACCGAGGGCAUUUUCACCUUCAUAGAUCACCGCUGCGUGGCCACGGUUGGCUACCAGCCCCAGGAACUUUUGGGGAAAGACAUUGUGGAUUUCUGCCACCCGGAAGACCAGCAGCUUUUGCGGGACAGCUUUCAGCAGGUGGUGAAGUUAAAAGGCCAGGUUCUGUCAGUCAUGUUCCGCUUCCGAUCCAAAAACCGGGAAUGGCUCUGGAUGAGAACCAGCUCCUUUACCUUCCAGAACCCCUACUCGGAUGAAAUUGAGUACAUCAUCUGUACCAACACCAACGUCAAGAAUUCGAGCCAGGAGUCCCGGCCUGCUCUGUCGAACUCCCUGCAGAGGCCCCAGCUGGGGCAGAGUGUCAGCCUUCCCCUGGAGAUGGGCACGGCUCAGCUGCCCUCAAGGCAGCAGCAGCCGCCACAACAGACAGAGCUGGAAGUGGUCCCGGGAAGAGAGAGCCUGGCUGGUUACGACCACUCACAGGUUCCCGUUCAGCCUGUGAGCGCUGCUGGCCCAGAGCACAGCAAACCCCUGGAGAAGGCCGAGAGUCUUUUUAACCAGGAGCGGGACCCACGAUUCAGCGAAAUCUACAGCAGUAUCAAUGCAGACCAGAACAAAGCAAUUCCUGCCAACACCGUGCCUGCCAACCAGCCCCUCUUUACGCAGGGGAACACUUUUACCCCGUCGCGACCUGCUGAGAGCUUCAGGAGCAGCAACAUGGUGCCUCCUGUGAACAUCAUUCAGCAGCAGCCCUCGUCGGCCGGCCGCAUCCUAGCACAGAUCUCGCGCCACUCCAACCCGGCUCAGGUCAGCGGAACCAACUGGGCUCCAGGGACACGGCCAGCGUUCACGCCCCAGCAAGUGGCAUCCCAGACGGUGAAGACUCGGCCCCCUUCUUUCAGCAUGGGAAGUUUCCAAAGCACCCCAUCCUCCUUCAGCCCCAUGACAGCUCCUGGCUCUACGGCUUCUCCUACGGGAGCCGCUUACCCGAACCUGGCCAGCCGCGGCACGGGCUUCACAGCCACGGAGACAACGCAGACCCCAGCUCCGUUCCAGGCGCGGGCAGCCGAAGGCGUGGGGAUGUGGCCGCAGUGGCAAGGACAGCACCACGGCCCGGCGUCUGGGGAGCAGCACGUGCAGCAGCCGCAGCCGAGCCAGCCUGAGGUCUUCUCAGUAAGACGGACAUGCUGACAAUGCUGGGAGACCAAGGAUCCAACUUCAACAACGAAGAAUUCCCAGAGCUGAAUAUAUUCCCUUCUUUUUCCGAGUAAAAUAAGCUCUGGGGAAGUGAAUCAUAGCUCUAUAUCGUAUCCAUGUGUAAAGGAAAACACCUUAAGUCUUUAUUUCAAAGACUGCUGAACUUUCUAAACACUUCCUACCUUCUGGAGGCCAAACUGCCCGGCAGCCUGGAGGAGGGAGGGAUGGCCUUGCAGGAGGAAGAUGCCGUGGGUUCGGGCAGCUCCUCCGUGCGGUGCCGGCAGCGCGGGACUGUUUGCCCGGAGCCUUUGGGACUCAAGUGUGCAGGAGCAGCCACACUCACUGACUGAAGGCCCCGCGUUUCCGGAGCCGCUGGUGAGCGGCUGUGGUUCUGGG